AUGAAAACAAGGGUUGCCAGGAACGCUAUUUUAAAUACUGAGCAGCUGUGGGACAACCCUGUUCCUUAUGUAUUAGAAGACAACCUUGAUAUGAACACUAAAGGAGUCAUUCUCCAGGCCUUUGAGCAGUUCCGAUUGAAGUCGUGUGUUGAUUUUAAGCCCAGACAGUCUGAGGAAUACUACCUUACAGUCAGAAAGGAUGAAGGGUGUUAUUCUUAUGUUUCAAGGAUUAUUGAAAGUGGCCAAGUUGUUUCCAUUGGUCAUCGAUGCGAUCGUCUCGGCACAGUAGAGCAUGAGUUUCUCCACGCUUUGGGCUUAUAUCAUGAACAAUCAAGAUACGACAGAGAUGACUACGUAACCAUUAUCUGGAAAAACAUCAAAGACGGAUACAGAGGUAAUUUCCAGAAAUUAACCCCAAGUUCUAGUACAACAUUUAAUGCUCCAUACGACUACUUAUCAGUAAUGCACUAUGGAAAAAGUUUCUUCUCCAAAAACUCGGGAAUCACGAUUGCCACUAAGCUACCACAGUACCAGGACAAAAUUGGCCAGCGAAUCGAAAUGAGCCAAACAGAUGUCUAUAAGUUGAAUCACCUUUAUAACUGCAAUGCAUCAGUUUCUUUUAUGGAGCAUUGCAACUUCUCCGAUGUCGACAUCUGUGGGAUGAGCUAUUGUGAAAAAGGCUUGACCAAAGGUUGGAAGAGAGUGAGCACUGCUGCUGGAGGACCUUUUACUGACCACACCAACCUUGAUAAGAUGGGGGGUAAAGAACCAGGUUAUUUCAUGCAUGUUAGCACAUCAUCAGGUAAGGAGGGAGAUUCAGCCUGGCUAGAGACCCGCAGGAUGAGCCCCUCUAGGGAGUGUCAUGUCCAGUGUCUCCAGUUCUUCUACUACCACAGUGGGAGUGAAUCGGACCAGCUCAACAUCUGGAUCAGGGAGUUCCAGGAUGAGAGGGACUCUACAGGAAAUCUCCGCCUCAUGGGUCAGAUCACUGGUGAACCAACCUUUGAUUGGCAGUAUUACAGGGUUCCCCUGAAUGCUGCCAAGCCCUUUCAGGUUGUGUUUGAGGUGCAUAAUGGAAAUGAAGACUCUUCGGGAGGCUUUUCCAUUGAUGACAUCAACCUGUCUGAGUCUGAGUGUCCACAUAAUAUCUGGCAGGUUGAGAACUUUGAGAGGCUUUUGACAACCACUGACUACAACUCUUACCUGUACAGCCCUCGGGUGUAUUCUCCAGAAGGUUAUGCUUAUCAGAUGGUAAUUGCUUUGCGAGAAACUUUUUUUGGAGUGUAUUUUCGCUUAGUGUCAGGUGACUAUGAUUCAACACUGGAAUGGCCUUGCCCAUGGAGGCAGUUGACCUUCAUCAUGCUGGAUAAGAACCCUCACAUUCAACAACAGAUGUCCAAGCAGAUCACUCUGACCACUGAUCCAUCAGACACCACAUUUGACAACCCUCGUACAGUGGGAAGACGAAUUAGAAUGAAUGAAGAAUCUGUAUAUGUGAACCCAGCCUAUGGGCUGAAAUCAUUUCUAUCUCUGGAGCAAGUUAGGAGCCAAGACUUCCUGAAGGGGGGUACUGCUGUCUUCCUCUUUUCAAUGAAAGACAUUUCCAGUCUGCAGCAUAAAAGCACUCUGCCUUGUCCAGAACUUCUGCCAAGCAAAUUUACAACAACUUCCUCAAACAACUUUAACCCGUGUGACACAGGACCAAACAUGAAAGCCACGUCACGCUAAAUCAGCCUUUUUCCAGGAGGACCAGCCCCAUAAUGGAAAUACACAACAGCCAUCAGAGAUUCUUACAUAACUCACUCAUCAGAAUUCCUGCCUCUUCGUGUUUCCUGCCAUUCAGCUACCUGCCGUACAUGAACCCAGCAGUAAAUGGAAU
Messenger RNA from Thunnus maccoyii (southern bluefin tuna), 1879 nucleotides. Its product is annotated as meprin A subunit beta-like. Bases 1 to 1728 code for a protein of 575 amino acids. The transcript has 11 exons. Gene Ontology annotation, cellular component: membrane. The record is from RefSeq and is a predicted model, not a curated record. Gene Ontology annotation, biological process: proteolysis. Gene Ontology annotation, molecular function: protein binding; metalloendopeptidase activity; zinc ion binding. NCBI's taxonomy places the organism in Eukaryota, Metazoa, Chordata, Actinopteri, Scombriformes, Scombridae.